AUGCAGCACCACGAGCAGCAGCAGCAGCAGCACCCCGUGUCAUACCUGUGUGUGGGCCGGAGGAGCCGCUACCUCCUCGGCGUCAAGGACGUCGUGCGGCUGAGGGCCACCUGCACCUGGCUCAGAGAGCUCUUCGGAGCGGCCCAGCUGAGAGAUCGGCUCCGCCACUCGCUGGACUCACAGGCGGGGCUGCGGCGGGCGAAUGUGAAUGGGCAGCAAGUGCAGCUGCUGCGGUUCGACGACGACCAGUUCGACGCACAUGAUCUGCUGGCGGCUGUGUGCGUGGUGGAGGAGGGGGACUGGGGCGGCGAGAUGGGCGACGUGAUUGAGCUGGCGGGGCAGUGCGGCAACUGUGAGCUGCCUGUGCCCCUCAGUGGGGCUGACAUCAACACACACGCAAACAUAACGGUGAGCCGGCAAACAGACGGGCGGGGAGGGGACAAAGAGAGAGGGCCUCAUUCUCUCUGUGUGUCUGUGAUCCGUGUGUAUGCGUAUGUGUCGGCUCCCCGUGUGUUGGCGCAGCUCAAGAUGGUCGGCCCCCACGUCCACUUCAGUGACGGCAGCUGCCUGCAGCUGUUCUAGCACGGCAAUCAGUGGCGGGCCAUCAUCGACGAGCCCAACUUUGAGCUGGAGCUCGACCCGCCCCUCCCUGCCGGCCAUCUGUUCCAGCAGCACCGGCAGCCACACGACCCACCAGUGCGCAACCGCAUCUUCUACUCGACCGUCCGUGCCCGAUGGCUAUGGAGCGGUGGUCUGGGGUGCACCGAUAAGUCAGUGUCGUCGUUUGCCAAGUACAAGAUCCUCGACCAGUUCCGCAAGACUCACUCACACCAGGAUAUCAACUGCAUGAGUGCAGUGCUCAACAGGUAACACAACAACAGGAUAACUGGGGUGGGCCACGGUGUUGGUGUCUGUCUGUUGAGGGAUGUCGGUGGGGGCCGUCUGAACCGCCUGCUCACCCAGUCGCCUCACACACCGGUGGCCGGCUGCACGACCACACUCGGCUCGGAUGCAUAUGGGGGCAGCCGAUGGCUGGUGCUCACUGACGGCAGCCACCCUUUCGUCGCCUGGAUUAACAUCUGGGAUCGAGCGGGCAACACCGGUCAGAAAUGACAGAGAGGAAGGGAGUGCUGCUGGUCAAAUGUCGCGUCUUCUCGUCUCAUUGUGUGCAGUGAUUGCGUAUGUCUACACCACAGAGGCGGCUGUGUGCGAGAGUGGUGCCUUCAAGAACCGCUUCCCGGUGACCACUCAGUUGGCUCGCGUGGCGUUGGGGGCGGUGGCGCCGUUCGUAUUCGACGGACAACUGCCACAGCAGCAGCAACAGCAAGAUGACGACAGCGACGAUGGUACAGACACCCACACACAUGGAUGGAAGAACUGCCUUCUCUCUCUCUCUCUCUGUGUGUGUGUGUGUGUGUGUGUGUGUGGUAUGUGCAGAUUCGGACGGCGGCGAUGAGAUUGUCGACGGUGUGGAUGACGGUAGCGGAGGUACACAGCAGCACAAACCACAGAGGCCCCCACGUCGACCUGCGUCACAUUCAUGUGUGUGUGUGUGUGUGUGCGAUGGGCAGGUGAGAGUGGCGCAGCUGAGGCGGAGGGCGGCGGCUGA
Molecule: messenger RNA, 1609 nt
Organism: Vitrella brassicaformis
Lineage: Eukaryota; Vitrellaceae
Source: the annotation of a GenBank genome assembly